AUGCACGGUGUAUCCUCCUCCGACACGGCCCACAUCGUGGCUAUCGAGCGAGCAUGCUCGGCGCUGUCGCUGCUGGGAUGCGUGUUCGUGCUGGUGACGUUUUCGGCCAUGGAAGCGUUCCGGCAGCGGGCCAUUAACCGGAUGGUGUUCUAUGCAACCUUCGGUAACAUGUUGACCAACGUGGCGACGCUCAUGACGACGAGCUACACGCAUAUGCCGGACUCGGUUGGCUGUCAGAUGCAGGGGUUUCUCAUCCAAGUGUUCAUGCAAAGCGAUGCGUACUGGGCCUUGGCGAUGGCUAUCAACGUGUACCUCACCUUUUACCAUAAGUAUGACGCGAGGAUGUUGAGGAAGAUGGAGCUUUUUUACCUGUUGACCUGCUACGGAAUCCCGUUUAUCCCGGGCUUUGUAUUCAUCUUUGUGUCGAACCCGAGCAUGGGACGGCCGUAUGGUGAUGCAGUGCUGUGGUGUUGGCUGAAGUCGUCGUGGGAAGUCUACCGUGUUGCUACGUUUUACGGGCCCGUCUGGGUGGCCAUCAUUGCCUGUAUGAUCAUCUACAUCCGCGCCGGGGCAGAGAUAUACCGCCAGCGACGCAAGAUGCUCAACUUCAGCACCACCGGCAACGGCACUGUGGUUGGAAACGAUACCUUCUUCCCGGCCCACGAGUUCUCGUCGGUGAUGAACUACAAAACCACCGAGGUGACCCAAACCACAGAAAUCGUCCACUCUCCAACCACCCGCCGCAACCCCGACCUUUCCGACGACGACGACGACGAGGUGCCCCACCCGUACUCCGUCACCAUCUCCGCCGAGCACGACCAACAAGCACAACACACCUCCCCAACCGACGACGAAUAUGACACAUCCGACAACGCGACCCUGCCCCGAGGUACCCCCCGCAUACACCGCAACAACUCCGUCAUCGACUACCCCAACAACAACAUCUCCCCCGGCCGCCUAUCUAUCGCACCCACCGUCACAGCCACCAUCACCGCCUCGCUCGGCACCCCCACCCUCACCGCCCCCGACAACAUCACAACCACCACCACCGGCACAACCCUCACCCCAACGCUCACCAAAACCAGCCGCGGCGGCAAAAGUAGCAAAGGCGCCAGCUCCAAAACCAACAACAACCCGCACCACCAAACCCGCAACCAACACUACGAAUCCCACAACGCCACCUGGUCCUACACCAAAUGCGCGCUCCUCUUCUUUUCCGUGCUGCUGAUCACCUGGAUCCCGUCGUCGGGCAACCGCGUGUACAGCAUCAUCCACGAAGGCGAGGUGUCACCGCCGCUGUUCUAUGCGUCCGCCGCGGUGCUGCCGCUGCAGGGGUUCUGGAAUGCGAUUAUUUAUGUGGUUACUUCGUGGGCGGCGUGUCGGGAGUUGGGGAGGGAGGUGAAGGGGUGGGUGAGGGAGAGGAGGGAGGAGUUGAGGCAGAGGCGGGCGGAGGGGGGGAAGAAGAAGGCGGGGGAUGAUGGGCUUGGGAAUGGGGGAGUUGGAGAUGGGAUUGGACCUGCGCCUGGGGGGAAGAGGGGAAGUGUAGUGGGGAUGUGGUUGGGCAGGGGGGAGGUCAAGACGAAGAGUGAGAGUACGAGUAUGGAGGAUUUGACGGGGGAGGGGAGGGCGGUGGAGAGUCGGGGUACGAUAUCGCUUGUUUGA
Dichotomopilus funicola is the source of this 1662-nucleotide messenger RNA. RefSeq lists its product as uncharacterized. The coding region runs from base 1 to 1662 and encodes 553 amino acids. The record is from RefSeq and is a predicted model, not a curated record. The transcript is spliced from 3 exons. Gene Ontology annotation, cellular component: plasma membrane. Gene Ontology annotation, molecular function: G protein-coupled receptor activity. Gene Ontology annotation, biological process: adenylate cyclase-activating G protein-coupled receptor signaling pathway; cell surface receptor signaling pathway. NCBI's taxonomy places the organism in Eukaryota, Fungi, Ascomycota, Sordariomycetes, Sordariales, Chaetomiaceae.